Messenger RNA from Xenopus laevis (African clawed frog), 2010 nucleotides. It is a transcript of the gene hikeshi.L, whose product is annotated as heat shock protein nuclear import factor hikeshi L homeolog. The record is from RefSeq and is marked provisional. Gene Ontology annotation, molecular function: nuclear import signal receptor activity; Hsp70 protein binding. Gene Ontology annotation, cellular component: nucleus; cytosol. Lineage: Eukaryota; Metazoa; Chordata; Amphibia; Anura; Pipidae. Gene Ontology annotation, biological process: protein import into nucleus.
GUCUGGGUUUAAGUGUGCGCCAGCGAUCUGGGAAGGGAAUUAAGAAGCAGAUAUUAGUGCGGGCUCGUGGGAGCAGACAUGUUCGGGUGCCUUGUGGCCGGGAGGCUGGUGCAGACGGACGCCCAGCAAGUAGCAGAAGAUAAAUUUGUGUUUAAUUUGCCCGACUUCGAGAGCAUCAAUCACGUGGUGGUGUUCAUGUUGGGCACGGUCCCUUUCCCAGAGCGCAUGGGAGGAUCCGUUUACUUCUCAUUCCCUGACCAAACUGGCAUGCCCGUCUGGACGUUACUUGGAUUCAUCACCAAUGAAAAGCCCAGCGCCAUAUUCAAAAUUUCUGGCCUAAAGUCUGGCGAAGGCAGCCAGCACCCAUUUGGAACUAUGAAUUUACCUCAGACGCCCUCCGUAGCUCAGAUUGGAAUUUCUGUGGAGCUUCUAGAACAAAUGGCUCAGCAAACCCCUGUAGCCAAUGCUGCUGUUUCCACUGUAGACUCAUUCACCCAGUUCACUCAGAAAAUGCUGGAUAAUUUCUAUAACUUUGCCACGUCGUUUGCUGUGUCGCAAGCUCAGAUGAUCCCCAACCCAUCGGAAGUCUUUAUACCUUCCAAUGUUGUCCUUAAAUGGUACGAGAACUUUCAAAGACGUAUGGCACAGAACCCAUUCUUCUGGAAGACAUAGACGGGACAAGAACUUUAUCAAGCUGUGCUGCUUCGGCAAAAACUACAUUGCGUGCCUCUUAUUUUCUUUAUUUGCUGAGCAGGUCUUCAGCUUGAUUGGCUCCUUUUCAUCCGAGCCGAUUCAUCUCUUGGCACACCAAUAUUGAUGGCUGAUCUGUCGGCUGAACUGGCAGCCUUUGCUUAACGUACAGGGCUGAAAUCCUACUCUUAACAGUGGAAUGGGUUAAUUCAAUAAAAGUUUUGCUAUGACAGCCGCUUCAGCCAAGGGUUAAGGUUAACCUUUAAGAUGUUUAAGUGUCUUUUUUCAGAUUUAAUUUUUUUAUUAAACCUGUUUUAAGGUUACCUUUCUGGUAUUAAGAGUCUUGGGUCAGUAUAGUAGUCGCUUCUCAUGGUUUUAAUUGAUAAUGUGGCUUCUGCUUGUAGAUUUUUGGAGUGCUUUUUAUGCGUUUUUUGUACAUGUAUGGUCUCUUAUAAUCUAGUAUAAGAAGGUAUCUUACAGUAUCUCAUAUUAUAUUUAUAUUCAUUUAUGGUACAGAGGUGACAUUUACUUAUUACAGACUUGGUUCUAUAACAAGGUCUGGUCAUGUCGUAUGAAACCAGUGGCUUUACCUAGGUCCUGUAUUAGAGUUGCAGACUAUAAAACAUGAAUAAACAUCAGAAUCCAGUACUCUAGUGUUGGUUCAUUAUAUAAAGGUCUGAGCAAAGCAAACCUGGUUCUUCACCAGACCAACAAAGCCUCUAUGUGUACAGGAACAAAACUGCAAAUAUUUGCUAUUUAAAGGGGUUGAUUCACUUUGCCUCAGAUCCAUUGUUUUUAAAAUAUUCUACACUCUUGCAGGAUAGGAUUCAUUCCCUGCCAAUCUUUUUUUGUUCCUCAUAUCACCUGUAACUAGAGUAAAUUUUGACAGAACUGUCUAACAUUUUUAAACUAAAAGGGUCGGUUCACCUUUAAGUUAACUUUUAGUAUGUUAUAGAAUGGCCAGAUCUAAGCAACUUUUCAAUUGGCCUUCAAAAUGAAAAUGUAAUGUUUCCACUGACACAUGAGGAGAGAGGGAUAGUGCAUUGUAACUUGAUUAUUUCACACAAUACGGAAUGUUUAACUGAUUAAAUAUCAUAUUUUAUUUCUUAUUUCAAUGAGAAGAUACAUACAUUGUUAUGAUAAUUCCCUUUUAAGUCAGCAGAGCUUACAGGUUUACUGACACCUAGAAUGAAAAAGGUAUUUUGCAGAUGUCCAUAUUUAGCUAUGAAAAAAACUAAAAAUCUAUGGAGCUUUACCUAAUGUAUUUAUGUUUCCUAUAAACAAAUAUUCACUGCCUAAAUAAAUUGUAUUUGUGUGGGA